Messenger RNA from Stereum hirsutum FP-91666 SS1, 792 nucleotides. RefSeq lists its product as uncharacterized. Gene Ontology annotation, cellular component: chromatin; histone deacetylase complex. The annotation marks the transcript as partial. The record is from RefSeq and is a predicted model, not a curated record. Gene Ontology annotation, biological process: regulation of transcription by RNA polymerase II. Gene Ontology annotation, molecular function: chromatin DNA binding; histone H3K9 demethylase activity; transcription coregulator activity. NCBI's taxonomy places the organism in Eukaryota, Fungi, Basidiomycota, Agaricomycetes, Russulales, Stereaceae. The transcript has 3 exons.
UUUCAGUCUUUUUGGUCCCAAGGAAUUCCCGUCGUCGUAUCCAAGUGUCUGAAUAAGAUAACGUUGACCGACGUUGGCAAAGAGUUCUUUAUACGCUGCUAUGGGUUCCAUCGAGUUCGUCUGGUGGAUUGUUGUGGUGAAAAGCAGGAUAAGAAAGUGUCGCUCGCGGAGUUUUUGUCCGACUUUGGCCGGCCACGUUCUCCAAAUGAUACAAUCUGGAAGCUCAAAGACUGGCCCCCGUCAGAAGACCUGCAGACAGUCCUAGGUGAACUUCAUGACCAGAUGGAGCUUACUGUUCCUGUUCCCGACAUGACAAGAGCCGACGGGGUCCACAACUUUCCUUCUUACUUCGCUACGAAUGCCAAUAAGGCUGAUCUAGGGCCGAAGAUGUACCUUGCUUAUGCGAGUCAAAGAGUCGGUAAACAUAUUGGAUCAACAUUCCUGCACAAGGAUGUAACUUCGGCGUACAACAUUGCUCUCGACGUGGCAGAGUCGCCAACGGGUGAACCGGGUCAUGCUCUCUGGCAUCUCUGGCCAUCAUGGGCUUCGCCGAUGCUUGAGGAGUUCAUGGUUGAGCAAAAAUUGGUAUCCCCGAACGAUGGAAACCCGAUACAUACACAGAGCGUGUACCUGACGGAAUCACAAAUUGAGGCCUUCAGUACGAGAUACGAAGUUAAGCCUUUUGUGAUCCGUCAGCGAAAGGGAGAUGCUGUUUUUAUACCUCCCGGCUGCCCACACCAGGUAAUGCCAAAAACAAUUUGUUCGCCUUCUCCUGCUCACUUCUCGCUAUAG